GAGGGUUUGGAAAAUUUAGUUGCGAGAUUUUCAGCCAUGGGAAACGAUGGAGGGACUAUUGCAAAACGUCAGGAUAUCAUCAACUUGUACAAAAAGGACAUCGAGAAGCACCGUGGUGAUUUACCAGAGGAUCCAGUAGACUUAUCCAGGUGUGUGCUUUCGCACAAGUCGUUGGUGGAUGAAAAGGUAGUAGGAGACUCCAAGGGUAACAUGAUUCUCAAACAGCUGAUACUUGAAUUUUUGUUAGAGAAAACCUACAAAACAAAUCAGCUGUUUGCGCACCUCAAGUCUUUGAAUGAUGUUCUCGAUAUAAACCCGGUUUUUGAGCACGGCCAGUUAGUCUGUCCUGUGUCAAAGUCGUCUUUAACGUUUGUCUACUUGAGGACUUGCGGGUGCGUAUUAGAUCACAAACUUAUAACAAAGCUUGUGGAGCUUAAGAGCUUGAAGUGUCCAGCUUGUCAGACACCGUACGAAGAGGUUGACGUGGUAGUGAUAAAUCCUGGGUCUCAGGAUGCUGAGGCGAAUGAAGAACACUUGAAACUCCUUCUGUCGCAAGGCUUGCACCACACCAAGAAACCGGUGAAAAAGGGCAAGAAGUCCAAACGAAACCACACUACGAGUCUGCCGACAAAGAAACGUAAAUUAUAGGCUAUGUACAUAAUAAGAUAUUGGGGCGUCUAGUUUUCUUUGGUUUGUUCAGGGUCAAACUUCAACUUGUUUCUGUUCAUUUUGGCAUAGUCGGAGUUCAUGUAGAUGUUGAAGGAAAUAGAACCAAGUCCCACCACACAAAUACCCACCAAUCCAAGAACGGUGCUUCUGUGGAUGAUAUCUGUUGCUCUGACUCUGAAAGGAAGUUGUUGUGACAUUUUGAAAGUAGUGAUGAAAAUCAAGUGAUA
Yamadazyma tenuis ATCC 10573 is the source of this 896-nucleotide messenger RNA. The record is from RefSeq and is a predicted model, not a curated record. NCBI's taxonomy places the organism in Eukaryota, Fungi, Ascomycota, Pichiomycetes, Serinales, Debaryomycetaceae.